This is a messenger RNA of Sphaeramia orbicularis (orbiculate cardinalfish), 3296 nucleotides long. It is a transcript of the gene irx4b, whose product is annotated as iroquois homeobox 4b. Gene Ontology annotation, molecular function: RNA polymerase II cis-regulatory region sequence-specific DNA binding; DNA-binding transcription factor activity, RNA polymerase II-specific. Gene Ontology annotation, cellular component: nucleus. The record is from RefSeq and is a predicted model, not a curated record. NCBI's taxonomy places the organism in Eukaryota, Metazoa, Chordata, Actinopteri, Kurtiformes, Apogonidae. Bases 409 to 1653 code for a protein of 414 amino acids. Gene Ontology annotation, biological process: neuron differentiation; regulation of transcription by RNA polymerase II; cell development. The transcript is spliced from 6 exons.
CACAGUCCGGGCUGACGUCACAGAGACGCGCCUUAAAACCUAAGAGCGCAUCACAGGGAGAUACAUGGUUUGAUCACACACACUUACACACUCGCUUUGGACUGUAUCAGAGCAGGGACAUUGCCAAGGCUGCGCUGAGCAAGUUCACUGAGGAGAAAUUUCCCGAUUCCAGGAAGUUUUAGAAAAACUCAACAACGUGGCGCGUAAAAUGAAAUUGGUGCGUAACCGUGUGCGUGCCGCCAGUGGAAGAAAUUAGUGAAUGAAAUUUAAGUUGAACGAAACUGGUGGACUUGGAAGAAAACUCAGCCUGCAUUAGUGUGAGGGGUAAACAUCUCAGUUUCUCCCGGAUGCUGGUGGAAGUCGCAGCGGGUCUUGCGCUCCUGCUUCUGCCUCAGAUCUCAUUGAACCAUGGCUUAUUCUCAGCUGGGAUACUCCUACUCCACAGCCCCGCAGUUCCUGAUGACCUCCAGCCCUCUGGCCGGUUCUCUGGAGCCGGGAACGCCUCCGUCCCACCCAGUGCUGCGCUCCCCGGGCCAACAGCUCACCCCUGGCACGGGCAUCGGCGUCUAUAGCGGCCCUUACACAAAGAGCCAAGGAUAUUAUAACAGCUGCUCCAGUGAUGCCGCUGCCCUUUACUCCAGAGGUCCACUGGAACCCAAAGAUGGGGCUGCAUCAGUGCAUGUGGGAACAUCUCAGACUCCUGCUUAUUAUCCUUAUGAGUACACAUUUGGACAGUAUCCUUAUGACAGAUAUGGCUAUUCCUGCUCUGAUGGUGCUUCACGUCGUAAAAAUGCCACCCGAGAGACCACCAGCACCCUGAAGGCCUGGUUACAAGAGCACCAGAAGAACCCCUACCCCACCAAAGGAGAGAAGAUAAUGCUGGCGAUUAUCACGAGGAUGACCCUAACACAGGUGUCUACAUGGUUUGCCAAUGCACGUAGGAGGCUGAAAAAGGAGAACAAGGUGACGUGGUCACCUCGGGCUUGUAAAAGCUCUGACGAACGUGGUUGUGAUGAUACCGGUGAUGAGGCAGAGAAGCCACUUAAAAGUGAUAAAGAUCUACCUGAUCAACAGUGUGCAGACCUGCAGAGUGAUCUUGAGGACUUUGACUUGCUCGAGUCUGAUGCUUCAGACUCUGAACCGAAGCCACAGUUUCUUGCUGAGGACAGUGAUGCCACCCCAAACACAGACCUGCCACGGAGACACCUCCCACACAACAACCUAGAUCCAUUACAAGCAGAUGAAAGACUGUCUCCAGACUGCUCCAAACUCACAGCAAUCCAGCACCAAAACACCUUCUACCCAAGUCCAGACCUCCGAAGUACAGACGGCAAGCCCAAAAUAUGGUCCAUCGCUCAAACUGCUGUGUCUUUAGGAGCCAACUUGCAGCCUGAGUACCCUCCCUGUAUGCUUUCAUCGAGCGGAUCGUCCUCGCCUCCUGGGUAUCCGUCAAACAUGGCUGUAAGCAAGUCGGACAGGCAACAGGAAUCACCGGUGGCUUCCCUCAGAGAAUGGGUGGAUGGAGUUUUCCAUGGCCCACCUUUCCAACAACAGCCCAAACCUGCCGGACUGUGGAAAGACUUGAAUGAACCCAUGAUAGACAGAACACCAGGGCAGCCCUUCGAACUUGUUAGGUCUGCAUCGUCUUUGUAGUCAACACAACAGCAUCAGCGGCAUUUGUUAAAAGCUGCUGGACUCGGGACGAAAUCCAUAUCCUGCUGUUGUGACUUGAGCAGUAAACUAUGUAUGAUGGUAUUUUGGCAUUUUUGGGUCUGGACUUUUACAGGUCAAAUGUCUCAUCACCUCACACCCACAGCGAGGUUCACAUACAAGAAAAAUAUACAAUAUUGUACACUUGCACUAUAGCCUGCACAUGCACUGAGUCACAAAAAUAAAAGGUGUAUUCUGUAGCAUGGCAAACUUUUUUGAGUGUACCCUUAUGUUAGUGACCACUCAUGGCUGCCACGAGUCCUUUAGAUGAUCCGGUGCAGGAGUUGUGGAAUAUACCUCUGCAGUUUUGAUGCGUGUGUGUGUCAGUGUUUGUGUGCAUGUGUGUGCAUUUUGAGGCAGCGAAAAAGGGGGAAGUGGGUGGUAUUCAGCCGUGACUAAUGGAAACACACAGAGGAGGGUGCUGCUAAAUUGUUAAAUCGAUGCCACUUCCACAUCGGCUCCAGAUAUAGCUGCAAUCAGCGAUGCGUCCCUUUUCAUUAGGCGGCUUUUGACUUUGUCAACCUGGGACUGUGAGAAGAUCCGCCGCGCACAAAAUGCUUCAUAUAACCUCUUAAGUAAUUUUAAGUGAGUGUCAUUCUCUGCUCACAGCCAAAUCUUUAUCCACUUCAGUGAGUUUUUCACAAGUAGCAAUAAACAGAAAGAAGCGUCUGCCAUGAUUAGACCCUAAAUGUUUUUAUUAAAAAAACAUUUCCAUCAGCUUCAAUUAUUUAAAAGAACUUCACAAAUUUAAGACUUGAAACGCUUAAACUAACACUUUCUAAAACAAAGCACAACAAGAAACAGUUAUUUUUUUUCCUUCAGCCCUGUCUUUCUGCUCCUGUUUUCGAUUUAGGAACAGUGAUAAAGUAUUUAUCAGAACAGAGGAGGGAUCUGCCUGGGCUUUGUAUGGAAUUAACCAUUUCAGAUUAAAUAAUUCAGGAUGAAUUCAACCGAGAAUUUCAUUCUGUUUCUGCCUCAUAAAUAAGUGAGUUUUAAGAUGAUAAAUAAUGACAUCUGUAAAGUUUUCUUUCUCCCACCCACUGUGGGACAAGAUCUUAUUGUGGUACACUGCAAAUAUAGUUUUUUUGUUUUUUAUUUUUAUCUUUUUGCUCAGAAAAGUUUCUUUUUUGUAUUUAAAUAAGGUGUAAUAGCAAUGAUACAAAUGUGUUUACUUAUGUAAAAAAGUAACUUGCCUUCAAACCAAGAGAGGAGCGUCAUGAAGGAAAGAAUGGUGGUCAGAUAAGAGGUCGGCUCAGUGUUGAGUGGGUUAAGAGAUAUAGGAUUAUACUUGUCCUUACCCUCAUCUGUUUGAAACGAGACCUGUCUCACUACGUGGAUAUACUGAAAUUAAGUAUAUAUUAGAGCUUUUCUCAUUUUUCCUUGUGUCAUCUAUGUCAAAUAAUGAUACUAAAGAAUAAGUUUCAUGCUCUCUAUCACAGUAUUGACACUUGUUUUAUGAAUACCUCUGAGACUAGUGACAGUAUAAUUUAUUUAAAUGAGUGGCAGGUCUAAUUUCUUCAUUAUGAAACAAACAUUAACAUUAAAAUUAGCUUCUUGUAGUCAGAAAUGUUAAAGUAAAGAUGAUA